Messenger RNA from Peronospora matthiolae, 3201 nucleotides. The record is from the annotation of a GenBank genome assembly. Lineage: Eukaryota; Oomycota; Peronosporomycetes; Peronosporales; Peronosporaceae.
AUGGCGGACACGUCUCUCCCAGCAGCUACCGUGGAGUUUGUCGUGCGCUUACUCGACGAAGCAGCAGCAGCAGAUCGUGUCGUGUGUCUAUUAGGUAGUGCAGCGGAGCUCGGUGCCUGGGACGUCGCGAGAGCUGUGCCUCUGGAGCUCGUCGGGAAGCAGAAGAGCGAGAGCACGUGGCGUGCGUUUAUUACGUUUUCUGCUGCUACAAACACGCUCGAGUACAAGUACAUUAUAAAGCACAGACAGACGCUCGAGUUGGUGUCGUGGGAGGGGUUACCGGGCAACCGGACGGUCACGAUCGCCCAUGGCCCGAACGUCGCAUUACGAGCUAUUUCGAGUCAGAGUUCCACGUAUACGACGUCCCGAGCUCCAGUUCCAGGACCUCGUGGCGCGGAGCUGGGCAAUAAUGGCAGCACGAACGGGUUUCAAGAGUGGCGCUGCUGUCGGACAGAGAGAGAGACGAACCCGUGGUGGGAAGUGGACUUGGGAAAGCUGGUUGAUAUCUCGAGCGUCCACGUGUGGAACGCCAUGACGUACCAUGAACAAGCUAAACAUCCUCGCGGCCGUCCGCCGCUGACGUCCAAGUCGUCGCACGCGCCUCCGUUGUGGCUCUUUUUCUCCAAAGAGCCGCUAGGUCGUGGAGCUGAUUCAUUUGAGGACGCACAAGCGAAAGCCGCGGCGGAUCCGUCUUCUGUGCAUGCCAUUGAGAUGCAGAACUCGUUCGGUAGUCGAGCUCGAUCGCUGAAUUUUGCUGCUCGCGAUUCGCAUCGUGGUGAUAGUGUUAAUGGUGGUGAUUUUCAUGUUGAAGGAGCUGCAGAGCUUUCGCCUGUUGAAGCGCGCUACAUACGACUGCAAUGCGCUGGCGUCUCAUGCGCUCUGCAGUUUGCUGAGCUCCAAGUAUUCGCGCACACUGCUGAAAACGAUCACGACACGCCGCGACAUGGUGAUUUGUGUAUUAAAGUCGACGAUGGUUUCCACGGUGUUGCAACAGCAGUGGAAGAAGACUUGCGCGAGUAUAUAGAGAGUGGAUGGCUGGACCCCGCAGCCGAUGUGGCAGAGCUGAAAGUAUGGGUUGGUAGCUUCAACAAGCCAGCCAUUCAGUGGUUUGACGCUGGCCCGAAGCAUGAUCGUGCGGUGAUUGACAUGCGGCACGAAAAGCGUGUGAUGAAUGGCAAUCGAGCAACGCACGGCCCUCGGUCUCAGACGAAUCUGCUAGUCAAUGGCAAGUCAAGUGGCACAUGGGAGUCACUUCCCGUGGAGGUCAAAAGUGCAGCUCUGCUAGACAAAGAGUCAACGGAGCUGCGCAAGCUUUUUGACGAACACCAGCAAAAGGCUGGUGCCGACAUCUCAGCAUACCUGAACAAUGACCUUAGCGCAGCACCUCCGUCCGCAGAGUCUGCCGAUGCGUCGUGGCUAUCAAGACUAGCCUGUGUUCAAAUGGUCGAGACAUCAGAUAUGAAGGCUUUGUCGGAUAAGGUCGCCACGCAGAAGUACGUGAAAGGCGAAAGCAUCCUACAUUACGCCGAACAAAAGCGUGCUGUUUUCUACGUGCGAUCAGGUGACGUAGAGUUACUGGGACCGAAAUCAUCUACGGGUACGAUUCUCCUUGGAACGCUUGCAAAGGGCUCCGUGUUCAACGAGAUGGGGAUUUUUAGUGUUUGGUCCCGACAACCAGUCUUGUUCAGAGCAAAGGAUGACGUCGUUUGCGAGGUACUGGACCUCGAGACGCUCCUCACCGUCCUGGGAGUCAGCAAAGUCACUUCCAUUCGCAACGGUUACGCACGCAGUAGACGCAAAGCGGCGUUGUUGUCGGAAGACAGAACGGCGCAUUACACGGAUGCCACCCACGCCCAAGUAUUCUGCAUCAAAGUGCCUGUGGAUGUCGUUGACGGGAGCAAAAAUCAUACGGACGGGCUCCUUCAUCGCUGGACACUGGAUGUUUACGAUUGUCAGGAGGAUGCACAGUUGGGAUCUUUCACUAGAUCGAAGCUCUUGGGAUCAGCUUUUCUUCUUCCAUCGCAGAUCAAGAAACAGGAGGACUCGGACCUAACGGUUCCGAUCUUUUCCACGAAUAUGGACGUCAUUGGUCAGCUCACAUUGGCGUACUUAGUUCUGACCCCUUUCGCCCACCCCAAGAACAACAUCGCGAAUGUUUGGCGCUCGUAUUGGCGCGAGCGACCUCCUCUUACGAUCGGACAUCGAGGCAUGGGACGGUCACACUACCAGGUCGAUGGAUACCGCCUCGCGUUGACUCGUGAAAACACACUGGCUUCGUUCAUUUUGGCUGGUCGGAGCGGUGCCGAUUUCGUAGAGUUUGACGUGCAACUGACCAAAGACAAGGUGCCCGUAAUUUACCACGAUUUCAUGGUGAACGUUGGUCUGGAAGACAAGAGCGCUGGGUCGUUUGGUACGAAAUCCGAGAUGUACGAGAUCGGCAUCCAUGACAUGACCUUCCGUCAGCUGACACAUGCCCAUACGUCCCCUGUGCCGCACAAGAGGAGCAAGAGCCAGACGCUGCAAAGUCGUUUGAAAAAGCACUGGGCACGCCUACAAAAAGAGAAGCAACUACUUUCUCCGAGACACGGACCUUUCACGGGGCACGACACCAUGGCUACCGAAGAAGGCCAUCUAGUGGAAUUCUUCCCUCGGCUCGAGGAUUUGCUCAAGCAUGUUCCUGCCGAAGUCGGUCUGAACAUCGAAGUCAAGUACCCGGACAGCUUUUUCCAUGCAGCGAUGCGAAGCUUGAGCAGCUUCACCAUCAACGCCUAUGUUGACACGAUCUUGAAGUGUGUGUUUGACCACGCUGGUUCGCGUCGCAUAUUUUUUUCGUGCUUUGACCCGAGUAUCUGCGUGGCCCUGCGUGUGAAGCAAACAAAGUACCCCGUGCUGUUUCUGACGUAUGGGUUCAUGGCACCACACACGAUGGAUGCGCGCAUGACACUUCAGUUCGCGACGAAUUUCGCCAAGAUGGAAGAGUUGCAAGGUAUCGUGUCUAACUCGGACGCGAUCAUUGAGACGCCGGAGCUUGCACCGCUCGUGAAGAAAUACCUCGGCACGGUGCUCAUGACAUGGGGUGACCAGAACACAAACCACGAGAUGGUGCAGCUACAGAAGCGUUACGCAGUGGACGGCGUCAUCAGCGACAACGUCAUCGACCUCAUUAACCAGGACAAGAAACUACAGGCGCUUGACAAGUAG